AUGCUGGAAGCUGCCCGGAAGCUGCAUGCAGCCGCACAAAAGGCAGCCGUGCACGAGUCAACCAGGGUGACCAGAGAUGACUCACCUCUGCUGGACACAAAGAGCACAGAGGGCAAGAAUACAGCUGAUGCCAGCGCUGGCGGUGAGAAGCCAGAGGAAGCUGGGCAGGAGGAGAAACCAGGAGAAGCUGGGGAAGCUGGCGGGAAAGAAGCAUCGGCUGAGGUGCAAGACGAGGUAACGCAAGGAGAGCAGCUGUGCGCAAAUGGCGGCGCUUAUAUCGGAGGCUUCAAGGGUGGAAAGAGGCAUGGCAUCGGAAUCUGCCGGCAGGUAAAUGACUACAGCUAUGAGGGCGAGUGGGCAAACGACCAGAUCUGCGGCCAGGGCCGGGAGACUUACCCAAAUGGAGACUCCUAUGAAGGCGGCUUCCUGAGUGGCAUGCGGCACGGCUUUGGCUGCUACCGGACCGAAAAGGAUGUGGUGUACACUGGACAGUGGAAGCAGAACAUGAAAGAGGGUUUGGGGGAGAUGAACUAUUCCGGCGGAGGUUUCUACUGGGGUAAUUUUGCGAGCGACAAGCCAAACGGCCGCGGCAGCUACCGCUACGGCGACGGCAGCGCGGCUACGGGCACGUUCCGUAACGGGCUGCUGCAUGGAGCAGGGUCCGUAGACUUCCCGGACGGCAGCGCAUACACUGGAAGCAUUAUCCCAGGUGUGGGGGAUUUCCACGAUCUGGGGGCACUGAGAUAUACAAACUGGGCGACUUACAUUGGGAAAUUUGAGAAAGGGUUGCGGCACGGCCGGGGGAUUAUGACGACAGCAAAGGGCACGGUCUACAAUGGAGAGUGGCGCAGGGGCGAACUCAACCGCAACAGCUGCACAACCGUUGUUUCAAAGAAGGGCCCGGCAACAGGGUCAAUUGCUAUGACUGCAGCCGCAUAG
Coccomyxa subellipsoidea C-169 is the source of this 939-nucleotide messenger RNA. RefSeq names its product histone H3 K4-specific methyltransferase SET7/9 N-terminal domain-containing protein. The record is from RefSeq and is a predicted model, not a curated record. The coding region runs from base 1 to 939 and encodes 312 amino acids. Lineage: Eukaryota; Viridiplantae; Chlorophyta; Trebouxiophyceae; Coccomyxaceae. Gene Ontology annotation, cellular component: cytosol. The transcript is spliced from 4 exons.